Apis cerana (Asiatic honeybee) is the source of this 5225-nucleotide messenger RNA. It is a transcript of the gene Rtnl1, whose product is annotated as reticulon. Lineage: Eukaryota; Metazoa; Arthropoda; Insecta; Hymenoptera; Apidae. The record is from RefSeq and is a predicted model, not a curated record. Gene Ontology annotation, cellular component: endoplasmic reticulum membrane; axon.
UUGCGUUUAUUGUCACCCAAUAUAUAUACAUUCCUGGUACAGACAGGAAUAGUGGGGCAGAAACCCUCUUACGCACACCCCGUGAGAUAUUCCGUCGGAGAACAUGCUUCAGAAUCGAAUCUACCUGAAAUAGUGAACGUUAAACCAGUUUUUCAUUUUCAAUGUCUACUGUUUAUCGUUAAUUUUUGAAUGUGCAUCGUUUUAAUAACAAAUAAAAAAUUAUAAAGAAUAGAACUAUUUCUUUAAUAUUAAAAAAUUUUAAAAAGUGAAAUUAUAUAAAAAAGGUAAUAAAAACGCAGUGAAAUAUCAACAUUAUAAUUGCAAAUUACAAUUAUUUAUAAAUACUAUUUUAAUUGUUAAAUAUUUUAAAAAUCAUAUUAGAAAAAAAUAUUAGAAAAUUACAAAAAAAGAAAGAAUAUUGGAAGUAUCUUAAAGAAAAGUCAAAUUCUAUGACAGGAUAACACUCCUCGCGUGCAGCAAAGAUGGCCGAGUUAAAGGAGCAACCAAUCAGAAGGGAGCACGAUUCGAUGGACGAUUUUGAGCAUCUCGAACACGUCCAGGAUGGACAAUCAAGUCAUCUUGAAAUUCACAACGAAAAAAUAGAAAAGAAUUCGAAAAAUAAUUUCGAUAUGGAACAGGAUAUGAUUAAUUUUUCCUCUAAUCAAUCAUCAAAUGAACUAGAAGAUCCUAGAAAAGCGACAAUGUUACUGUUAGAAUCUGAGAAAGGAAGACCGGCUGAAGAAACUAAUUUUGAGGUUAGAUCAAAGGAGCUCGAUUUCUUAUCAAGUAAAAUAGAUGAUCAAUCGGAAGUUAUGACGAUUCAACCAGUUAAUAAAAAAGAAGAAGAGAAACAAGAAAUUACAGAAAAAGAAGAGGUUAAGGAAACCAAGAUUCCGGAUCGCGAAGCAGAAAUUGUUUUUAAUACAGAGAAAAAAAUAGAUAAUUCAUGGAAUAUUAUCGAAAAAUCUCCAGUUCCGGAAUCAAUUUUGAAACCGGAGAAAAGAGAAGAAUGUGUAAGUGAAAAUGUGCAUGCUGAUACAGAGAAAAAGGAACGAAUCAGUGCAACAGAAACUGGAGAAUCUGAAUUUGAAUCAGAAGUUGAGGUAUCUCCAGUAAAAAGUUUCAAAUCAAUAAAACAGGAAGUGAAAAGAGAACCAGUGGAAGAAGUGGAAAUUGCACCGAAGGAGAUAUUUAGUAGUAUGGGAAUAGUGGCAGCUUUAAUUUAUUGGCGUGAUCCAAAGAAAUCAGGCCCCGUGUUCGGCUGCAUACUUGGCGUGCUCCUCUCGUUGGCCUACUUCAGUCUGAUAAGCGUUCUUGCUUAUUUAUCUCUUCUUAUCCUCACUGGUACCAUUGCUUUUAGGAUUCACAAUACCGUCCUUCAAGCUAUUCAGAAAACUUCCGAUGGGCAUCCUUUCCAAAAUAUUUUGGAAAUGGACUUAACAUUGCCUGCGGAGAAGGUGCAUGAAGUAGCGGAUGUGGCUGUCGCACACUUAAAUGCAGCAGUUUGUGAACUUCGUAGGCUCUUUUUUGUCGAAGAUUUUGUCGAUUCUUUGAAAUUUGGUGUCCUUCUUUGGUGCCUCACCUAUGUGGGUUCUUGGUUUAAUGGCAUGACUCUAAUUAUAAUUGGAGUAAUUGCCUUAUUUACAUUACCGAAGGUUUAUGAGACAAAUAAAUCACAAAUAGAUCAAAAUUUAGCAUUGGUACAAAGCAAGAUCAAUGAGCUCACUGCUAAGGUGAAAGCUGCGAUACCAUUUGGCAAGAAAGAACCAAAGAAAGAAGAAUAAAUAUGAAAGUUUACCACCACGCGGGAACAAAAGAGAUUUAAGCGAAUUUGUCGGAUACUUGCGAAAUCCACGCAAGAAUGAAAAAAAGAACAGUUAUACAAAAGAAUGGAAAUGAUUAUAAAAAAAAAGAAAUUUAAAAAAGAUAGAAAACAUAUAGAGUUUAAAGAAAUGAUGAAAAAGAAAUAUUUACAAGAAAAUGCAGAAUAGAUAAAAUGAACAGCAAAAUGAAAUGUUAUGCCAAUGUUGAAAAAAAGAAUGCUGAAAAAAUCUAUUUAUAAUAAUAUUAUAAUAUUAUAUGAUAUAAUAUAAUAUUAUAAUAUGUAUAUAUUUUAUUAUAUUAUAAUAUUAUGAUAUAUAUUAUAUAAUAUAUUAUAACAUAUAUUAUAAAUGAUUCACGAAAAUAAAAGAUAAAAAAAGAUUCUUAGCGUUGUAAGGUUUAAAAACAGGAUAAUUUUUUUUAAUUCUGAAAUUCCUAUGUACUGAAAUAAAAUGAUAAAAAGUAGUUACAAUAGAAGCAUGGCUUGCAAAGAAAAUGUAAUGAACAAGCAUUGAAUAUAUGUAUAUGAAAAAAAAGAAAAAAGGAAAAAUAGUGUUAUAUAAAGAUGAGAAGUAUUUCUGAAAGUGCAAGAAGAUUGAAAUGUGAAUCGCAAUAGGGUAACGGCUUCUAAAGAAAGAAAAACGAGAAGAGGUCAUAAGGUAAUAUAAAGGAAAAAAACUCGGCAAUUGGAUUUUAAUGUCUGAUGAUAUCGUAAAACGAGUAUUCCUUUUUUGGAUUUACAAACUGUCCCUAUUAAUCGAAAUAAACGGAAAGAAGUAACAUUUAGCGAUUACAUUAAUUUGUUGCGAUAAGGGAGACGAAUAGAACCCUUUGGUGUACUCUGCAGAAAUCAUGAAUGGUGCAAUGCGUGUGUCUAAGGGUUUUCCGAUUUUCCUUCUAUUUUUUGUUUUUUCCUCGCACUUUCCCAUACCAUUCCGAAUUGAUAUUUCUUCUUUACAAAAUGAUAUGCGGUCCCAUUAAAAUUAAUUCUAAUUAAUUGUUUAUUUUUCAAUAAAUUUCUUUCAUUAUAUAUAGUUAUUGAAAAAUAUCUUUAGCACAAAGAUACUUUUUUUUCUCCUAAUCUUUAAUUUUUUGCUUUGAAAUUUAUAUUUUCUUAUUUUCCUUUCUUUUUCAUUUAUUCAAAACAUUUUAUGAAAAAUUCAAUUUUUUAUUGUUAAAAAAUCUUUUAUAAUUAAAAUCAUGUACAUAAAUAGAGUUAAAAUAAUUUGUUUUAUAAUACAUUGCUUUAUUUCUCUCUUUUAGAAAUUUCAAAUUUGCAUUCACAUUCUUUAAGCUUGAGUUUUAUAACAAAAUAUAAUGUAAGAUUUUUUAAUUUAUAAUAUUAUAUAAAAUAUGCACACAUUGAACGUGUGACAAUAAUAGAUUAUAUUAAAAUUAUAUUAAAAAUGUUAAGAAUGAAAUAAUAUAAAUAGUUUAAAGAUAAAUGGAAUAUUUGUUUUCAAUAAAUUUUAUUUAUUUUGAAAAAUUUAAAUAAUUUCGUUAGAGGAAACUGAUUUAAAAUUUAUAUUAAUAUUUUUUUUUUAACAAACAUUUCUAGUGAUAUUUAUUAUUCUAUAAUAUUUUCAUUAUUCUUUUUUAGUAUAAAAAUUUAGAUCAGUUUCCUAGACUUUUAUAUAUAAUUACAUUUUUUCAGUUUAUAUAAAUCUAUAUUCUCUUUAUCUAUUUGUAGUUUUGUUCCUUUAAUAAAAUUUGUUAAUUUUAUCAAUUUUUAUCAUUUUUUGAUGAUUGAUAUUUUCAAAAUUUUUUUAUUUAUGAUAUGUAUAAUAUUUGUUUAAUAUUUGUACAAAACAUAUUUAAGUUUAUUACUUAAAAUAUAUGCACUUAUUUAUGGUUAUAUCAUAUCAAUAUAAGAUAAUAUAUCAAGAAAUGAAAUUUAUAUAAUUGUAAAUAUAAAUCAUGAAUUUUUAUUGUUUCAGUAAAUAUCUCUUAGUUCUUAUUAUUAUCUUAAAAUUUGAUUUAAAAAAAAUAAGCAACGAAAAAAAUAGUUAUUAAAAAUAUCAAUUAAUUAUAAUCUUUAAAAAUAUUAAUAAAUAUGCAUAAUAUUAAUAAAUUUUGCUUUGUGCAUAACUAAUUGAUGUAAAAUCAAUUCUUUAUAAAGAAAAAAAAUGAUUCUGUGCAUGUGAAGAAGAAGGAAAAAAGAAUGAAAGAAUAAAAAAAGAUGAAAUUUGUUAUUUGUUUUUAAUAGUAUUGUUAUGAGUAUUGCGCAUUUUAAAUUAUUUUUUAAAUAACACUAUAUAUAAUAUAUUAAUAUUAUUUAAUUAAAAAUUAAAUUAUAAAUUUAAUUAAAAUUGAUUUUUAAUAUGUAUCUAAAAUUUUAAGAUUUUAUUUAUAUAAAAUUUAUACAUAGAAAUUUACAUACAGCUCAAUUAAAUUUUAUUGAAGAUUAAAAAUCAAUUUAUAUCAAAUUUAAAAAAUUACAUUUUGAAAAAUGAAUUAAUUUUCUUUAAAAUAAUAUUUUAAGAAAUAUGUUUCAGUCUACAUAAUUGAUUAAUAAAUAAUUAUAAAUCUUUAAUGGAAUAUGUAUAUGCUGGAUAAAAAAUUACUUUUGAAAAAAAGCUUAAUAAUUGUUGUAUAAUAUAGAUUACAAAUAGUGUAUUAACAUAAUAUUUUCAUUGUCAAUUUGAAUCUUAUGAAUAGAUUUAUUUACAUAUUUGAUAAUAUUAAAUCUUGAAGAAAUAAAUCUUUCUGGCAGCAAUACAAUUUUAACUUAUAAAAAAUAAAAAAAAUGAAUUUUUUGGAAAUCAUAAAUGGGCCCGCAUAUCAAAUGAUUCUGUAAUAUCGCUCAUUACAUAAUUAUUCUUAAAAAAAGAAAAUAGUUGAACAUGCGCGUGCGUGUAUUUGUAUCUGUGCGUAUGUAUGUUGUGUAUAUGAGAAUAAAAAAAGUAGCGCCGUUUCUUUUUCGGCGUUUUCGAAGAUUUUUUCUUCGAGUAAUAUAAUUAUCGCUAUCAUAUUAUUAAGUGUAACUAUAUCGUUAAACAUUACAAUGGAAAGUUGUUAGCUGAAUUGCGAAUUUUUAUUAUGAUAUCGUUCGAAACAAAUUUGCGGAUACCUGAAAUUGUAUUCAUACUUUUUUAAAUCGUAUUGCAUUGUUGAUCAAUGUAUCGAACUAUAAAAAUUCAUACAUAUAAUUCCUUACGAUGAAUACGAUUUAAUAAAAUAUCGAUGAAAUUUGAUUGGGUAUCAUUACAUUUUCAAAUAUGACGUCUCUAAAAAAGAUGAUUAUAAUGGGAAAGGAAUGCGAAAAAAAUAGAUAGAAACGAAGGAAGAAGAAUCUUUUUCAGAAUGCAAAUUGUAAUACGCGUAUCGCUUAUUGACGUUUUCAUUAUUGCAUCUGCAUCCGCACGAUUAAUUUAUAAAUAAAUUAUAUUAAACAAGACACUGAA